This is a messenger RNA of Hydractinia symbiolongicarpus, 1087 nucleotides long. RefSeq names its product tubulin polyglutamylase complex subunit 2-like. Gene Ontology annotation, biological process: protein polyglutamylation. The record is from RefSeq and is a predicted model, not a curated record. NCBI's taxonomy places the organism in Eukaryota, Metazoa, Cnidaria, Hydrozoa, Anthoathecata, Hydractiniidae. Bases 160 to 906 code for a protein of 248 amino acids. The transcript has 8 exons.
UAAGACAAAGUCAGAGGAUAUCAAGUCAUUGGAUAGAGUGGAUGUAAAUACUGAUAUGCUCUAUCAAGAAGUUUGCAUUGAAAGUCAAUUACUCUUUAAAUCUGAUGACUGUUUAAAUGAGAUGGAAAAAAGUGAAUAAAAAAUGUAAGCUGUUGAGAUAUGUCAGCUAGACCUGAAUUUCGAGAUGUGUUGGAUCAAAUUACAUUUGGUUUAGUUGGCUCACUUGAGAAAAAAGAUGAUGUUACUAACGUCCGUGUGGUUGAUUGUGGUUCAGCCAGAAAAAAAUUUAUUGAUGCUUGGGAGGAGACAAACUCUUGUAAGUUGCCAGCAGAUUUGAAAGCUUUCUACUUAACAAUGAAUGGUAUCUUGAUACAAUGGAGCACCAAUUUGAAUGGUCACAUAGUGCAAGUUGGAAGUGUGGAGAUAAAUCCAAUCGAAUCGUUAAAUCUUCUUUCUGAAGCCAGAGCUGUGGGUGGGGAUGAUGACGUUGGUUUAAAAGACAUCGACACUGAGGACGAUGUGUUUGAUAAAGAAGGCCAUCGUAAACCACAUUUUCAUGAAAAGUGCUUCGAGUUAAGUUCAGAGGAAUUGUAUGGGAAAGUCUGUUUGGUGUUCAAAGAUUCAAAAUCAGGUAUAAGUGGUUGGCAAUACUUGUUCACUGAAGUUGGUUUAAGUCCUGAAUCCAAGUAUUUGUUCACCUUGUACCUUCCACAACGUGCUGGUGACAAAGAAGACCUGGAACCGACAGAAGUUAACAAAAUAGACUUUGACACCAUUUUUAAAAGUAAACACCAUGACAAAAGAAAGACUGAUGUUGCUAAGACAACAAAAAAUUCUAACACGGGAAAGCUUAAAUCAGGCCGGACUGGAGUGUUUAAGUCAUCAUUUAAAAACACAUUUAAGUAAAUACGCAAUACGAAUAUUUAUUAAUAUAUUAUAAUAAACAAAAUAAUAUAUUGUAGGAAUAUAAAAUUGUACAGAAAAUAGUAAGUUCAAGACACUUUAUAUAACCUUCAUUUUGUAAAGAAGUAAAGGCGUACCCUUUACUUAGUAGCUAAUUCUUUCAAUGACGAUUUUACACCACUAA